UAUGUAGGACUGUAGGUGUUCGUCUUCAUCGCUCCACACGUUGCAUUUCAGCUUCUACACUACAUAGCUUUCUCUCUCUCACUCUCCACAACCACGCCGUCUCUCCCCCUCUCUCUCUACCCUACCCGUUUCCUGCCUAAAUCUCCGCUCUCUCGCUCCAAUUCCAGCCCCAUAUUUCCACCCUUCACAAAAUCUGACACUUGCUGCAUUCGGAGAGACCCUCAUUAACAAAUAAAUCAACGUGCACGAGGCGAAUUUAACCAAUCGGAUUUAUUUUUUUAAUUACUGGCUUCGUUGGAAGAAGGGGAUUGAAUCUCGGCGUGUGUGUUUGAAUAGUAUACGUAUCUACCUGUAUAUAUCUAUAUUUAGGUAAUCGGCGUUGGAGAUGAGGAUGGGUGGUGAAAUUGAAGCCUACUGUAAAGAAGAAAACGACAAGGAAGAGAUUGUAGAAGGAAGGGAGGUGGAGGACGAGAAAAUGGUGGCGAAGAUGAGGUAUUCCGCGGCUGCGAUCGGUGGAGGCUUUUCUCCGCCCAAGGCUGUCGUCGUCGGCUACGCCCUAACUUCGAAGAAGACGAAGAGCUUUCUUCAGCCCAAGCUCGAAGGAUUAGCGAGGAACAAAGGAAUUCUAUUUGUGGCUAUUGACCUCAGUAAACCACUUUCAGACCAGGGUCCCUUUGACAUUGUGUUACAUAAGUUAUCUGGAAAAGAAUGGCAAUGCAUACUUGAGGAUUAUCGUAUAACACAUCCUAACGUCACAGUUCUUGAUCCUCCUGAUGCCAUACAGCAUGUGUACAGCCGCCAGUCUAUGCUCCAAGUUGUUGCCGAGCUUAAUCUGACAGACCCGUAUGGAAAAGUGGGUGUACCCGAACAGUUGGUUAUCAAGAAAGAUUCAUCAUCUAUUCCGGAUUCUGUGAAUAUGGCUGGAUUGCGGCUACCGCUGGUGGCAAAGCCGUUAUUUGCAAAGUCACAUGAGCUGUCUCUGGCGUAUGAUGAGUUGUCCCUCCAAAAGCUUGAGCCCCCACUUGUUCUGCAAGAAUUUAUUAAUCAUGGGGGCGUACUCUUCAAAGUUUAUAUUGUUGGAGAAGCAAUAAAGGUACUCAGACGUUUCUCGUUGCCAGAUGUCAGUAAGCGUGAGCUGAAAUCGAGUGCAGGUGUUUAUCGUUUCCCUCGAGUAUCUUGUGCUGCUGCAUCUGCUGAUGAAGCAGACUUGGAUCCUCAUGUUGCCGAGCUCCCUCCAAGACCGUUACUUGAGAGACUGGCUAAAGAACUACGACACCGGCUGGGUCUCCGGUUGUUUAAUUUGGAUAUGAUUCGUGAGCAUGGAACUCGAGACCGUUACUACAUAAUAGACAUUAACUAUUUUCCAGGAUACGGGAAGAUGCCCGAAUAUGAGCAUAUUUUUACAGAUUUCCUUUUGAGCCUGGUUCAAAGCAAAUAAAAUGUCUUAAAACACGAGAAGAGACUUCUGAAAGAUGUAUAAACGAUGCUCGUGCUGCACAAGACCCAAAGCAAAACCAUAUUAAUGGUGUCAUUUGAAGUGCAAAGGAUACUGAAAAUCUGUUCCCUUCCUGACUGAUCCUAGGCGAAGGUUGUCGCUUCAAGGGAAAUCGUCUCGUUGCUUGACGGAAGCCUUGCCCAGUUUCUGUUCAUUUUUUCAUGUGUUUUUCAUACUUUCACCACAUUGUAUGUUUUGUGAUGGGGUGGUAGGUGGUGAUUGUGAGUCUUGAUGCUUAAAUCAAGUAGCCAAUCCCAUCUCCUUUGUAAAUCCUUCUUUUAAAGAAGCAUCAUGUAAAGUCUCUUUAUUGUUAAUUUAGCUUUUCAUCGUCUCA
Salvia hispanica is the source of this 1829-nucleotide messenger RNA. RefSeq names its product inositol-tetrakisphosphate 1-kinase 3-like. Lineage: Eukaryota; Viridiplantae; Streptophyta; Magnoliopsida; Lamiales; Lamiaceae. Gene Ontology annotation, biological process: inositol trisphosphate metabolic process. Gene Ontology annotation, cellular component: cytoplasm. The record is from RefSeq and is a predicted model, not a curated record. Gene Ontology annotation, molecular function: magnesium ion binding; inositol-1,3,4-trisphosphate 5-kinase activity; ATP binding.